AUAGAUAAAUAUAUAUUUGUGUGUGUGUGUGUGUGCUGUUUUUUUUUUGUUUUGUUUUUUUAUUUUUUUGCACACACAAAUUCCGAUUUAAUUAAGAGUGUUUGUGUGGGUGCACCUUUAUACCUAUGCUGGCCCUGGCCCCGCCCACCACGCCGCCCCCUCGAAAUGCCCCGUUAGCCGCGAAAUCGAAUCGUUUUUCUGCAACCGCAAUGCUGUCAAAUGGCUCUGCUGGCGUCGCUGCCGACGUUGACGUCGCUACCGCCGUCGCUGGCGACUGCGAUGAGCGAACGCUUCUGCUAAGCGAAGAAUUGGUUGUUGUUGCACCGUCGCCCCCGCUGCCAGCAUCGUCCUCAGCCGGUGGCGCUGCAACUGCGCCGCCGACGUCGCUGCCUUUGGUGCACACAACAGCAACAACGCAACAAAACAACAACAAUGUUAACAACAACAACAAUGCCUUGCUUGUGGUCAGUGCUAAAAACAUGGCUAAUAAUAAAAAUAAUACAAAUAACAGCAAAUGCAAAAACAACGAGGCCAGCAGCAGCAGUAGCAACAACAACAAUGCAGCUGCGGCAGCAACAACAACUGGGGAUAUAGAACCGGUAACAAUAAUAACAACAGCAACAACAACAACAGCUGAUGAGGAGGAUAUGUCCAGCGAUCUGAGCGAUAAGUUCCCACGCCCCCAAAAGAAACCCGGCAAACUAAGCAAACUGGGCACCAAAAGCGUCGGUCUCAAACGCGUGUCUUUUGGAUCCUCGAAGGGUUCCAUGGUGGAGACACUCGUUUUUGAGACGCCGACGCCGUUGUCGGAGCACAUGGAGUCCACGUUUGGAUUCGAUGCGGCAGCUGAAUCUGCUGCCGAUACCGCCGCUGCUGCCGCUGGUCAGCCGCAGCUGGCGUCGACGCUACCGUCGCAUCUGCCGCUAGCCGGUGGCUACAGUGGAGACUAUACGAAGGGGAAUAUGGAUGAUAGCGGCAUCGAGGUGCAGGAAGAAUCGGAACGUUCGAUAGUGCGCGUUUCCAUUUACCAAAGCAGCCAGCCGCAGCAGAUCUGUCCACCGGCGGAUUACCUGCUGGUCGCCCUAGACGGAGGCUAUAACUACAACAGCAACCUACUUGACUGCAUGACGAUGGCCACGACGGCGACGGGGAUCCAACAGCAGCAGCAGGUGCUCGGCCUGGGUGCGGCCUACGAUCGACAGCAAAGCACUGAUUCGGGUUGGGACAACCCUUUUCGUCCAGGCGGCGAUCUGUCCAGAGAGGCUGAUGAAAUUGUCAACAUGAUCAGAGGCGGCAAGCCCAUCACACCCACAGAGGAGCGGACAAUUGGCAAUGGGAGCGCCCAGCAUGGGGAUGACAAUUGCAACGGUGGAGCGGCGAUUGGCGAGAGUGUAACCAAAUCAAACCUCUCGCAGAAUCUAGCAACAGCACAAAAUGGUACAAAUUCCCAUGCCUCUGCCUCUGCCGACGCUGGCGCCGGAAAAGCAGCGACGGCGAGCGAUCUAAGCGGCGGAAACGGAAAUAACGGGGUCACUUCGCUGGGACAGGUGUCCAAACAGGUGGUUCCGGGACCGACGUCCGCUAGUCAUGUGGUCAUCGACGAGAAGAAGAACAAGAAGAAGGGCUGCUGCGUCCUGCAAUAAUCGGGGAGAAAAACAAAAAACAAACGACGGGGGACAACAAAAACAAAACAAAAACAAAAAUCAACAAAAAAAAAAAGUAGAAGAGAAAUGAAAUGUAGAAGAAGAAGAAGAAGGGGACGGGCAUUUUCCGGCUAGCCGUGUUUUUUGAUGUUAAUGUUUUAUGGGGAAGAAAAUAAGAAGAUGACGAAGAAGAAGCCGAGCUGUUGAUAUUUUUCAUGCCGCAUAAAUCGCUUUGCUUAGCUUUGCAAGACGAAACCGAGACGACAAAAACAAAAACAA
This is a messenger RNA of Drosophila eugracilis, 1922 nucleotides long. RefSeq names its product homeobox protein 5. Bases 126 to 1643 code for a protein of 505 amino acids. The record is from RefSeq and is a predicted model, not a curated record. The transcript is spliced from 6 exons. NCBI's taxonomy places the organism in Eukaryota, Metazoa, Arthropoda, Insecta, Diptera, Drosophilidae.